This is a messenger RNA of Xyrauchen texanus (razorback sucker), 3894 nucleotides long. RefSeq names its product differentially expressed in FDCP 6 homolog. The coding region runs from base 1 to 1800 and encodes 599 amino acids. Gene Ontology annotation, cellular component: nucleus; cytoplasm. The transcript is spliced from 11 exons. The record is from RefSeq and is a predicted model, not a curated record. Lineage: Eukaryota; Metazoa; Chordata; Actinopteri; Cypriniformes; Catostomidae.
AUGGAGUUGAGAGCCGCUCUGCUCAAGAGUAUCUGGUACGCCUUCACAUCUCUGGACACUGAGGACAGCGGGAAAGUGUCCAAAUCACAGCUCAAGGUUCUUUCUCAUAAUCUUCACAGUGUUUUGAGGAUUCCUCAUGACCCCGAGAGUCUCGAGAGACACUUCAGUGAUGAUGAUGAUGGUCCAGUGUCCAGUCAGGGGUACAUGCCGUACCUCAACCAGUUCAUCCUGGACAAGGUGGUGGAGGGGAUGUUUGUGAAAGAGGAAGUGGACGAGCUGUGCUGGACUUUGUGCUCCAAGAAAAACUGCCGUCCCGACACACUCCGAGUUCUGACCAAUCGGGACGCUCUACGGCUCUGGUGUCUCUUCAACUUCUUGGCGGAGGACAUCUAUCCCCUCGUGCUCGUGCCGGAAGAGGCGGAGUAUUUACUGAGGAAGAUCAGCGCUGCGAUGACGCUGGAGUUGAACUGCAUUGAGAUGGAGGAGUAUCUGUCGCGGGACUGCGUUCAGAAGGACGGACUGAGCGUCUGGAGUUUUCUGGAGCUGGUGAACUCGUCCGCAGUGAGUCGAGGAGCGGACCGAGACAGCAUCAGUUUGGCUGUAGAGCAGGUGUAUCGAGAGAUGGUCGGAAAUGUCCUGAAAGAGGGAUAUCUGUGGAAGAAAGGUCAUUUACGCAGGAACUGGACUGAGCGCUGGUUCUGUCUGAAGCCCGGUUCCCUCUCGUACUACAUGAAUGAGGAUGGGAGAGAUUGUAAAGGUGUCAUUGAAAUGGACCAGAACUGCUGUGUGGAGGUGCUGUCGGACAGAGACGGGAAGAGAUGCAUGUUCUGUGUGAAGAUGCUCAACAAAACCUUUGAGAUCAGCGCACCAGAUUCCAGACAGAGACAAGAGUGGAUCACAGCGCUCCACACAUCUCUGCAACUGUCUGUGGAGGGAAGGAGCUCUCUGCAUGAGGAGCUGAAGAAGCGUCGCUGUGAGCUGCGACAGGAGAGGGAGAGGAGGCGUGUGCUGCGGGCGCAGGAGAUGCACAGACUGCAGGAGCUGCAGGUAGAACGUGAAGAGCAGCUGGCAGAGCUGAAGCUCCUGAAGGAGGCGCAGAAACAAGCUCGGGCUUCUCUAAAGCAUGAGGAGCAGAGGAGGCGCAGUCAGCGUGAGGAGCUGCAGAACACCUUGCAGAGACAGCUGCAGGAGGCGCAGGAGGCGCGGGAGAAUCUUUGUGCAGAAGUGGCGGUUCGUGAUCUAGAAGCUGAACAUCAGCGCAGGAGAAUUAAAGAGCUGGAGGAUCUUCAUCACAGACUGCAGGAAGCUCUAGAACAACAGAUCCGAGCUCGACAAGAGGAGGAGACGUACAGAUACACACAGACCAGACUGCUGGCUGAGGAGGAUGAGAAGGUGAAGUCACUGUUGGCACUACAGGAGGAGCAGGAGGAGCAGGAGAAACAGAUCCUUCAAACACAGCAGGAGAAACUGGAGCUCAAGCUGGGGAUGGAGAGGAAAGUUCGGGCUCUCGAUGAGGCCCAACGACAACUCGAUAAAGUCCGGGCCAGUCGAUGCAGAGUAGACCAGGAUAUUGCGGCCGCUCAGCAUAAGCUCCGACAGGCCAGCACAAGUGUGAAACACUGGAACAUUCAAAUGAAUAGACUCCUGCACCCCAUCUGCCAUGGAGAGAGGAGAGAUUCCUCCAGUGUCCCUACAGCCAGUGUUUCCUCUGUCAGUGAGACUGAAUCGAGAACUCCACAGAGACCCGAGAGAGACGUAGACAAACAGGACAGACUGCAGCAACAACAGCAAGAAGACUGAACCACUUGACGCUGAUGCUGAAUAAAACUGACAUAGAGAUAAAUAUACAUGCAAGGGAUGAGAGUAGGAAGAAAUGUAACAAUUCUGCUUUCUUUUAAUGGUUCCUGUUCCUUAGCAAUUCUAUUAACAAUUCUGUUGGUACUUAUGAGGAGGAGAUUUACGGAGCUAUGGAGUGGUGAUGGCGUAGUGGGCUAAAGCACUUAACUGGUAAUCAUGAGGUUGCUGGUUUGAUCCCCACAGCCACCACCAUUGUGUCCUUGAGUAAGGCACUUAACUCCAGGUUGCUCCGGGGGGAUUGUCCCUGUAAUAAGUGCUCUGUAAGUCACUUUGGAUAAAAGCGUCUGCCAAAUGCAUAAAUGUAAAUGUACAUGAGAUUUUUGGAAAAAAAAUUAAAUACAAUUCUUAUUGCAUUUACUGCACUGACAAAUGAUGAGUUCAUUUUAGAUUGAAUCAGAAUAGAUAAAACAAUUCAGAAAUCAUUUGAAUACAGUUCUUGCCAAAGGUGUGUAUACACGGAUAUUAAGGCUGUGCUGCUGCUUUCCCUGAUUGGUCCGAAUAACUCGCGGCUGCACGGUGCUGACUGCUCUGUCUUGUCCUCUUUGCGCCGCGACGAUAUCACUGCGUGAGAAAAGGGAGGUGUGGCGUGAGACCGUGAGAACAGUAUCAACUGCGUGACUCACCCUCGAUGCGCGAGAGUUGGCAGCCCUAUGUUGCAAUUGCACAACAGCGCCACCUCUGGUGGGGUUUAGCUCCACUUGCCCCUUUUGUAGAGAUGUGGCUGGUCACGCUGUAUGUUUUUGAUUCACUGACGGGGCUUUUCCACUGAAUGGUACAGCUCGACUCGACUCCCUUUUUGGGGGUUUUCCGCUGUGGAUAGUUCCUGGUAACUGGUGCUUUUUUUUAGUACCACCUUGGUCGAGUUUCCAAGCGAGCCGAGCCGAUAACUAAAUGUGACGUCAAAUCCCUGCAGAUCACUGAUUGGUCAGAGAGAAUCGUCACUACCAGCAUCACUGGAUUAGCGACACGCGACAUCAACCCGCUUGUUUUAAAGUUAGCAACAGUGAUAGCAGUAUCAGCAAAACCACACUGUGGUCAAUAAACGAGGAGCAGACGGUCCACUCGUUAGCGAUGAACGAAACAAGUCAAAAUGAUAAAGUCUCUCAGGAAGUGUCUCAGCUGUUAGCCGCACAUGGCUACCACUGGACCUAACAACAGUGCAGGGAAAAGUACAAAAAAUUUGAAUAAAAGUGACGACAGAACCAUCAAGGAAAAGUGGAAGUGGUUUGACCAAAUGGACGCUAUCUAGACCGGCGAGCAAUGGGAGGGAGAGAACGCUGGACUCGGUCACGAUGGAGUUCAUGAUGGAGGAUGGGACAUUUUGUCACUUUAUUUAGUUGAGCAGCUACUGGAAGCUUCUAAAACACCCAAUUUAACUGUUACACUUGUGUAAAAUCACCAUCAACAACUGCUUUAUGUAGCACAAUGAGCUAGCAGCUAACAGCUAGCGCUCGUGUUAUUGUUUAUGGUCAGUAAUGUUUGUGUCGUGUUUAAGAUGAUGUCACGGCAGUAGAGGCGGCGUAACUAUGACGAUCAGCCUAUAAUCCCACCCACGUUGAGGCGGCACUAAACUGCAGUGGAAAAGUGCCAUAAUAGGAAACGGCUCAUAAGAGUCAUAUUCUUACAAGGAUUGGAAAGCACUGGUCACGCUAUAUGUUUUGGGCUAUAUAUUCAGUGCACAGUCGUGCUGGUAACACCAAAUAUUUUAGUACAGUGUUCCGUCCACAUAGAUGAAGAAUGAGUGAUCGAGAACUGAACAUCAUGGAAAUAAUUCUGUUGUUUUGUUGUUGUUGUUCUGAAUAAUAUCAGACAAAGAGCUGGCCUAAAUAAAAUCACUGAAUAAACCUUAUAAAAAAAUGAAUAGACUUAACAAUGAAUCAUGGCUGUAAUCAUAGAUGAAAUAUACUUUGUUCUUUACUGUUAGUGUGGGUGAUUUUUGGUAAAACUGGUUUGACUUCCUGUUUCCUGUAUCAGUAAAAGGUCUUUGAAUCUGUCUGAUCUUCAACAGAGGGUCAGUGUAGUUGAAACAAAUGAGAA